Aspergillus campestris IBT 28561 is the source of this 973-nucleotide messenger RNA. Its product is annotated as putative oligosaccharyltransferase subunit ribophorin II. NCBI's taxonomy places the organism in Eukaryota, Fungi, Ascomycota, Eurotiomycetes, Eurotiales, Aspergillaceae. Gene Ontology annotation, cellular component: oligosaccharyltransferase complex; membrane. Gene Ontology annotation, biological process: protein N-linked glycosylation. The coding region runs from base 104 to 973 and encodes 289 amino acids. The record is from RefSeq and is a predicted model, not a curated record. The transcript is spliced from 4 exons.
UCGGACUUGGAUUUCCCCAUUUGAUUUCUCCAUCUUCCUCGUCGGCUCUUGUGGUUGUGUGCUUUGUGUUGGGUAUUCUGCUCUUUAUUCUCCAGCAAGAAACAUGAAGUUGGGCAAUUCCCUUCUCCAGCUCGCUCUGUGGGGUGUCGCGGCCCUCCCGACCGUCACUGCGGCCGCCUGGGGGUUUACUGAUGCCACCGUGUCAGUUCACACCAAAGGCGCGGGCGUAGGCACGGGAUCGAAAGAUGUCAUCCCCGAUAAGAAAGCUCUCUCCAAGCCUGUCGCCCUGGGCAGCGCCGACACCCUGAAGGUGACCCUCACGGCCCAGGAAGGCAGCUCCGCGAAACAGGCCAACCAGGUCUUCCUGCUGCUCCAGGACCCGGAGACGGGUCUGGAUAUCUCAUACCCGUUCUCUGUGAAGAACAAUGGCAAAUCGCGGUUGGAGCUGGCCAUGAAAGACCUUCCCCUCCAAUUCCUCGCCCCUUCCAAGCCUCUCGAGGCCCGUUUCUUGAUUGGAUCAUUUGGCACCUCCGCCGCCUACAAUGGGGUCGCGUUCCCGCUGACCGUCGCCAGGGACCCGAAUGAGCCGGUCCCAACGGUCGAGGUGUCGCGAUAUGGGAAGCUCCCUGAAAUUCAUCACAUCUUCAAAACCGACGCGCAGAGUCCGCCCGUGGCUAUUACCUUGGUCUUCGUGGCCAUGGCGUUGGCUUGUUUGCCGGUGCUAGGUGGCGUGUGGCUGUUCCUCGGUGUCAACGUCAAACAGCUGCCCACAGCCCUCCAGUCGGCCCCCCUGUCCCACACUAUCUUCCUGGGCUCUCUUCUCGCCAUCGAGGGCGUCUUCUUCCUGUACUACACCCACUGGAAUCUGUUCCAGAUGCUCCCUGCGGUCGCGGCGGCCGGAACCGUGGCGUUUGUCAGUGGCAGUCGCGCGCUAGGCGAAGUGCAGGGUCGACGUCUCGCCGGACUACGAUAG